Messenger RNA from Ogataea philodendri, 1110 nucleotides. RefSeq lists its product as uncharacterized. NCBI's taxonomy places the organism in Eukaryota, Fungi, Ascomycota, Pichiomycetes, Pichiales, Pichiaceae. The transcript has 2 exons. Bases 1 to 1110 code for a protein of 369 amino acids. The record is from RefSeq and is a predicted model, not a curated record.
AUGUUCGCAAAUGCCCUUGAUGAGAACCUCUGCCUCUUCUCUGACCUCCUCGAUGGAAACCGAAUAGAACAGUGCUUCCAACAGACGGAUAAGCAACUGUUCUUGUCUAUCGAAUCUGGCCUGGUCUUUCAAGUUACCUGGACCCAGUUUCACCUCCUCGUCAACCUCCUUGGACUUCUCCUCGUCUGUGACGUAGUUGAUGACCUGUUGGAUCUUCUCGUCAAGGUUAUCUGGGAUCUCCUGUCUAUCGAUGAAAAGUUUCAAAACCGAAGUCAAAUACUUGAAAGCACUCACACGGUAAUGGAGCUUGUAUCUAAUAUUCACGAUCGUGUUGAGAGCAGUGGAUAUUCCGGGCGUGAUGGAAACCGGUGUCUCUUUAGGAAGUCCCUCGAUCUUGAACAGGGCCUCGAUUUCCUGGUUGGUUGGAGUGCUUCCUUGCAAAUCGUGGUGCAAGCUAAUGAAGUUGUGAUUGCGGCCUCCAAGCUUUCCAAGAAGACGGAACGUUGUGUGCGAAUGUUGAUGGUAGUAUGGCAACGGUCUCAGGUGUUUCCACAGAGCCUUCAUGACGUCCUCGAUGACUGGCUCCAAAAUCGGAUCGAAAUACUCAGCAGUGAGAUUGUCAACGCAGAGUUCCAGCGUUCUCAGACCUUGGCUGAUCAAUUCUUGCGAGCCAUUCAAAGCAUACACCAACGGUUUCAUCAGGUAGCUCAGAUGAGGAACAAGAACACUCAGUCUGACCGGAACUGUCAAACAGAGCUCCACACUAUCGGCUCUUUGGCAGACGUUGUGUACUCGAGCGACUUGAGAAUCAACUUGUUCAGGUGUGGCAGAAUCACAGCCUCGUUAGCGGCCUGGAACAAGUUCACAGACAUAAAACACAACUUGAACAGUCGGAUGAGGAUAUUCGACUUGAUGAUGUCCAUGUCGCCGAGCUCGUUCAAUUUCGACAUCACAAAUAUGAUCAGAAUUCCGGAGAAAUUCGACGUGGUUGUUUCGCUGGCAAGGAAAAACUGCGGAAUGUGCAACAGAGCUGCGUUUUUCAACAUCGACUCAAACAUCAUCUCCAGCUGCGAUUGGGUCACCUCGUUGAAUGCGGAAGGUUCUAGGUAG